GUCAGAAAAGUUCUCUUUCUAUUUUCUUGUUCAUGGUGAUCCACGCACUCCCAAAACCUUGGCUAUCAUGUUUCUUCCCAUAGCUCUUUUGGGUUGAAAUUCUUCAGGAUGUUUUCUGCUGAGGGCAAUCAACAGGUGAAUUAAUUGAUAAGGUGAAAAUUGCAGUGGGAUACCUGUACUACCAGCUCUGCUGAGGAGGAAAGAGAUUUAGAGGGCCUGCUCUUGGAGGGAAGAAGGUUUGGUUUUACCAGGGGGUGGGUCAGGAACCAGGCUUUCUCUGCUCAUGGCUGCCAAGAGAGACUCAGCCCAAGACUGCUCCCAGGUGAUUGAUCACACCCACGUCCCACAGUUUGAAGUGGCCGCUUGGAUGAAGAUCACCCUCAUCCUUGUCUACUCGAUCAUCUUUGUGAUGGGCAUCCUCGGGAACAGCGUCACCAUUCAUGUUACUCAGUUGCUUCAGAGGAAAGGCUACUUGCAGAAGGCAGUGGCAGACCAUAUGACAAGCUUGGCCUGCUCUGACAUCUUGGUCUUCCUCAUAGGCAUGCCGAUGGAAUUCUACAGUGUGAUCUGGAACCCUCUGACUACAAGUAGCAAUAACUUGUCCUGUAAGUUGCACACUUUUCUCUUUGAAGCCUGCAGCUAUGCCACACUCCUCCACGUGCUGACUCUCAGUUUUGAGCGCUAUGUGGCUAUUUGCCACCCCUUCAGGUACAAGGCGGUCUCAGGGCCCCUUCAGAUAAAGCUGCUGAUCUGUUUUGUCUGGGUCACCUCCAGCCUGGUGGCGCUCCCCCUCCUUUUUGCCAUGGGCAUUGAGUACCCUCUGGUCCAGGUGCCUAACCACCGUGGACUCCUUUGCAAUCGCACACGGACACGGCACCUCGAGCACCCUGAGACCUCCAAUAUGUCCAUUUGCACCAGCCUCUCCAGCCGGUGGACAGUUUUUCAAUCCAGCAUCUUCAGUGCCUUCAUCAUCUACUUUGUGGUCCUGCUCUUGGUGGCCUUCAUGUGCCGAAACAUGAUGCGAGUACUAAUGAAGGGGAAGAAGGGCACGCUGGCCAUGGAAGGGCAGCAUCAGUUGAGGAAGACAGAGAGUGAUGAGAGCAAAGUAGCCAGGAAGCAGACCAUCAUCUUCCUAGGACUGAUUGUUGUGACUCUAGCAGUAUGCUGGAUGCCAAACCAGAUUCGAAGGCUCAUGGCUGCAGCAAAACCAAAGCAGGAUUGGACUCGCUCCUAUUUCAGAGCAUAUAUGAUUCUCCUUCCCUUUGCUGACACCUUCUUUUACCUCAGUUCCGUCAUCAACCCGCUCCUAUACAACAUCUCAUCUCGGCAGUUCCGAAAGGUGUUCAGGCAAGUUCUCUGCUGUCGCCUGAAUCUUGAGCAUGCCAACAAAGAGAAACUGCUUCGGGCCCAUUUGAAUUCCACAGCCAGCAGUGGUCGCUCUGUCCGCCCAUUGAUCUUCAUUUCAUCGUGGCACAAUGCUUCUACAAGGAGAACUCACAAGGUUUUCUUAAAAACUUUUCAGAGUGAGGCCAAGCCUGACUCUACGCCUCAGCAAUUGAGUCUUGAAUCACUAGAGCCCAACUCAGAAAGCAAACCACUGGAGGUUGCUCCAGAGCCCCAUCUAGGUGCAGAGAACAACCUGAGGGAAAAUGAAGUAUGAAUUCCAAAUAAGGCAGUCAUUAUUGA
Messenger RNA from Vombatus ursinus (common wombat), 1686 nucleotides. It is a transcript of the gene GPR39, whose product is annotated as G protein-coupled receptor 39. NCBI's taxonomy places the organism in Eukaryota, Metazoa, Chordata, Mammalia, Diprotodontia, Vombatidae. Bases 284 to 1660 code for a protein of 458 amino acids. Gene Ontology annotation, molecular function: G protein-coupled receptor activity. The record is from RefSeq and is a predicted model, not a curated record. Gene Ontology annotation, biological process: G protein-coupled receptor signaling pathway. The transcript is spliced from 2 exons. Gene Ontology annotation, cellular component: membrane.